Messenger RNA from Centruroides sculpturatus (bark scorpion), 1067 nucleotides. RefSeq lists its product as uncharacterized. NCBI's taxonomy places the organism in Eukaryota, Metazoa, Arthropoda, Arachnida, Scorpiones, Buthidae. The coding region runs from base 367 to 1038 and encodes 223 amino acids. The transcript is spliced from 5 exons. The record is from RefSeq and is a predicted model, not a curated record.
CGUUGAUGUUGUUAUAAAGCUUUUUUUUUUUUAUUGUUGGAAAGAAUUUAUGAUUGACAAUAUUAUUAACAUUCCAUAAUCAUAUUUAUGUGUUAUACGUGCGAAUGUUCAAUUAUGCUUACCGUAUUUGCACGGUAUCAUCCACAUUUGAUGCUACAGUUGUUUUCAAUGACGCAAUCACCACCUACACACUACGAGUUUUUUGGAUUUUUUUUAAGUCGGAUUUGAUAAAGCCCUAAUUAAUUGGUUAAUACGAAACAAUUGAGUACUUUUAGUGCCUUAAUAUAUGUUAUUUGGAGCCACAAAUGAACUUGGCAUCGUUUGACAAUUGUCGCUGUUGGGCCCCACCCAACUAAUUUGUUCCUGAUGUUAACUACAAUGGUUGCUGGAUUUUAUGAAACGAGCGAAGUGUAUACUCGCGGAACUGAUUUUUACACUGAGCUUAGUUUCUGUGUCCAUGAUCAUUUACCAUGCAUGUUCCACGGUCCUGCUACUUUGCGUUUGUUGUCCAAUAACAAUAACAACAAUCUGAUACCUAUUCCAAUGUCUGUACAAGUACCACCAGGUCAUGUUGUCCAACAGGUUAUAGACGAAAAUGGAACUCUCUUGCAUGUAAUUAUGCCUCCUCAAGCUUCUGUCGCAGUUCCUUUACCAACAACUUUUGAUAAUCAUAGGGCAACUUCAAAUACUAAUCAUACAGGAGGCACAAGUCCAUUUAUUGCUUAUCCUCAUCCUCAAUUGCAACCUCAUCCUGCUCAUUGUCAAUUUCAUGCUCCUAUUCACAAUUCACAUCCACAUCUACAUUUGAUAUCAGAAUGUGUGCAUUGUGGAAUGCCAUCUCAUUCGCACCAAUGUAACACACAUUCCUCUAAUCCAGGACCAUCAUCUCCAUCUAGUUCACAUUUGCAUCAUAAAGAUGAAAGGUCUCAACGGCAGUUCCAUAAGUUGAGGAAAAAAUUAGAGUCAAGACAAAAAGAAAGUAGCUCAGAUCUGUCCACUCAUCAUUCUCCUACUGCUUCACCAAAAAGAGGUGAAUAAUUUUAAAAUUGUUAUUUGAAAUUCAUUUU